ACCUAAGCCAAUGGAUUUUGUCCUCGGAGUAGUAGCAAUAAACUGCUGAAGCCUGACUUUGAUUAUGGUUCAGGGUGGAGACAUUUUGAUGUUUAUUAGGAAGGGUUAGAGGAACCGAUGAUGAGCUACACCUUACAUCUGACCUGAAGACAAGACCGCUCGUGAUCGGAUGUGCAAAUCGGAGUAUUCUGACAUUGUAAAUUGUUUUAGACCAAGAAACACAAUAGAAAAUGGCUUAUGUUUUGAGAUGCAUUCUCUUCCUUUAUCUUCUACCAUCAGUGGUUCCUCUAUUGUGUUAUACCUGUGUUUUUCCUUCAAUCUCACCACUGGACUGCCUCAAGUUCCCCACUAAAUGUUCACUGGGCCAAGUCUGUCUCUCCAGCAAAGCUGUUGCCCGGCGAGGGGAUUUGGAGAUACAUUUUUAUGAAAAGAGUUGUGCUCUUCCAGCUCUGUGUGGAUUAACAGGAGAGAAGUUCAUCCAGGGCUUAAACUUCACCUUUCGCAGUGACUGCUGUGAUACUCUACUGUGCAACCACAGCACAGCUAAUUCUGCGUUCGUCUGGCCCAGCAUUCUGCUCUCACUGCUUUUCACAUUGUUUUAUUCACAGUAAGCAUGAUUAAAGGACUCAAAUUGAAAAUAAACAAGGCGGAAUUAACAACCACAAAACCUUUGGGGGGAAAUGUUAAUUAAAAUAAGACUGCUUUGUAGGCUAAAUUAAUCAGUGCAUUCAUAUUCUGCUGAGAGAUUAAAGGGACAGUUUACCCCAAAAUAAAUAAAUAAAUAAAAUAAUCAUUCUCAAGUGGUUCCAAACCACUCUUUUUUGUUGAACACACACACACAAAUAUUUUUUUUUAAAAUGAUGAAAAACUGUAACCCUUUUACUUUUUUAGUAGGAAAGUCAUGGAAGUCAAUGACUAACAUUUUUUUCAAACUCUCUUCUUUUAUUAACAAAAGAAAGAUACUUAAAAUUUUAAUCAAGUAAACAAGUAUUGGGUGAACUAUUCCUUUAAGAGAAUACAAGAACGCGCAUGUAUCUUUAUUUCAAGUUUCUAACAAGACUGUUUCUAUCAGCAUUGCUUUCUUUAUAUAUGGAUAAAUUUAACUGAAAAUAAAAACAUUUUGGUGUGUCUAAUCU
Molecule: messenger RNA, 1136 nt
Organism: Danio rerio (zebrafish)
Lineage: Eukaryota; Metazoa; Chordata; Actinopteri; Cypriniformes; Danionidae
Source: RefSeq, a predicted model, not a curated record